Messenger RNA from Nematostella vectensis (starlet sea anemone), 5790 nucleotides. RefSeq names its product fibroblast growth factor receptor 4. Lineage: Eukaryota; Metazoa; Cnidaria; Anthozoa; Actiniaria; Edwardsiidae. Bases 214 to 4170 code for a protein of 1318 amino acids. The record is from RefSeq and is a predicted model, not a curated record. The transcript is spliced from 14 exons. Gene Ontology annotation, biological process: cell surface receptor protein tyrosine kinase signaling pathway; multicellular organism development; protein phosphorylation. Gene Ontology annotation, cellular component: signaling receptor complex. Gene Ontology annotation, molecular function: transmembrane receptor protein tyrosine kinase activity; ATP binding.
CUCAGCGAAGGAGUGCGCGUUCUUUUGCCGAAAGUGAAUGAGUCGUUUUCGACUUCCGAACUGUGGCGACAUUUUUCGCAUUUUCCAUCUGUUGACCGCCCUUUUUACCGGUCGAUCUCUCUGAAUGACUAACCAACAAGGAUCACGUAGGACUGAUUUUAUUUUACUGUAAGCAUUCUUUCUCUGCACUUAUUUUAAUAUUGUUAUUGUGAAAUGUCGAGGCUUGGCUUUCUCGGAGGGCGCUGGACUUGGCAUGCCUUCACUGUUGUUAUUGCUCUGUUUGUCAUUUCAACCCAAGUUUCUUCUUCUGAAUUCAAGUUCCUUGUUACACCCCUACCUUUUGCAACUGUGGCAUUUGGUGCCAACUAUGAGAUGGAUUGUAGAACAAAUGACAAAAACGCCACCACAUCCCUGUUCUUUAGAAAGAACCCAACAUUUCCUUCAAAGGAAAAAUACACAGAACCCAAAAAGCUUAUUAAAGUUGGAGACAUCUAUUCAAUUAUUUAUUUUGGCGUGAACGAUUUUGGUGCAUAUCAGUGCCGCGCCACAAAUGCUUCAGGAUUUGUAAUUCAAAAUGUCGAAGUCAACUUAUAUGGUAGGCCUGAUGUGACUCCAGAUGUGAAAAUAGUUCCCGAUCAAGCUGUGGUACUCACUAUUGGUCAACAUGUAAAUCUAACAUGCAUUUCUGCAACUCAAACCACUCUGAAAUGGUUAAAGCAAGAGGAUGGUAGUGAUAUUGAAAUUCCUCUUAGUCAGACUGUCUCUACAAAAGAUGUCAAUACCAAUCAACAUAAGUUAAUUUUAAUGAUCAAAGAUACUCAGUUAGCUGGUGAUGCAAUGUAUAAGUGUUUGAUGAUAGCAAGCAAUGGAAAACAAAACUUUAAACUUGCAUCAGUGAUUAUCUAUGCUCCAGAAAAACCAAACAUCAUUUCUAAGUCUGCGAAUGUGACGAGGAGUGAGGGAGCAACUGUACAAAUUGACUGCUUAGCAAGGGGUUAUCCUUACAUCAAGUCAUUCAAGUGGUUCAUUGAUGGCAAAGAAAUCACUGUACCAAAUUGUAAAGUCACUGCCCUAAAUAAAUGUGAAAACUGGAGGUACAUUAUGUCAGUGCAGGUACCAAAAGAUAGGGAAAUGAAAAGUUUUUUGACCAUUAAGAACACGAAAUAUCCUGCAGACCAUGGUGCUUACAGAUGUGUUGCCAUGAACUCAGAGGGUCAGGAUGAAGCCACCAUCUUCAUUAAUAUUGAAGCAAAACCAGUUCUUUCCAAAGAGCGUGAUGUAUUCCUUGAAGUGAAGAAACUCAGUACUCAAGUGGAAUGUACAGUCUUGCAUGCCAACCCUAAAGCCUCAUUUCAAUGGGAGUUCCAAAAAAUUAACCCUUUGUUUCCUGAUCAGCCUCCUUUUGAGAUCCUUUGGAUGAAUGUUACAGGGUACACUAUAACACCUAGCAUUGGGGUACCAACAGAAAAAAGCAUUUUGUAUAUUCCGGCCAACUCAGACCCCACUUACUUCAGGUGUAUUGCUAAGAACAAGGUUGGAGCUAGCAAUUGGACAGUCCAGUACAGACAUUCAGAUGACACCGACUAUGUGAAAAUUAAGUUUCCACUCUACCGCCCUACGACUGUUGAUGAGCAUGAUAUACUAGAAAUACACUGCAUUGCUUUCAAGCAGUUGGUAAACUCCAAUGGCGUACAGUUUUUGCGAGGCAAACAAGUUCUGUCCUCAAGGGCUGAUCCGAGAGUCAACAUAACAAAAACAAACUUAGAUGAUGAGUUCUAUAACCUCAAACUGACUAUUAUUAAUGUCACAGUGAAUGAUUCAGGGAUGUAUGUGUGUGAUGCUGUGGGACUUAAGCCUAAGAGGUUUAUUAAUGAUUCAGUUAACAUCAAUGUCAAAGCUCUAGCUCCUCCAAAAGUCUCCGGCCUUCUGAAUCAGACAGUGAAGCGGGAGAGAGUGUCUGAGGUCAAACUGUUCUGCACAGCAACUGGGCACCCAACACCAAAGAUCACAUGGUUCAAGGGAACCCCACAAGGCUGGGGUGAGAUCACAAACAUCUUAAACCUUGUACGGGAGACUGGGUGUUCGAGAAGCCAAGCUGGGUUCUUCUUCUAUCAGGACAGCAUGGGGAGUCCUCUCAUCAUCUGUGAACCUAACAACAGAGGCUAUUCCGGCACCUACAAGUGUGUUGCUACCAACAAGCUUGACACUGAUUUUGCAACAGGAUCCCUGAAUGUUCUAGAGAAAGCAAAGAUAGUGUCACCGAAAAGCAAAACAGUUCUUGUGCGCCCUGAAGAACACUUCAAUCAAAGCUGCCAUGCGAGCGGCAACCCUGUACCCAAAGUAAUGUGGAUGCGACCUGGUAAAGCUGGUACCAAGGUCCUUAGCACAGGCCAAGGAAGUGCCCUACUUGUGAUUGACAAGAUGUCAAAAGACGAUAUUGCUAACUACACAUGUAAUGCAACCAACUAUAAAACAGACUCCUUAGUGUUUGCUUUGAAAAUAGAUUUACCAGUCUCUAGCCAGGCUACGCCGCUUCUUACCACGGGUGAGGUCACAGGAAUCGUAAUAGGCUGUGUGGCAUUUGUAUUUUUUAUUUUGAUAAUCUUUGGGAUCAUGUACUGGAGACACAAGCAAGAGAUUAAAGAGUACCGCGAGAUCUACUUCCUGAGGACAGGGCAGUCAGACUAUAAGCUGGAUCCAGACCGAAGCCUUUUGGAGCAAUGCAACGACCUUCCUUAUGACCACGACUUUGAGUUCCCAGAAGAAAGACUCGUUCUUGGAAAAUCCCUCGGCCAAGGCGCAUUUGGCCAGGUGCUUCGUGCUGAAGCUAUUGGGAUGUCUGCAUUCAAACCCAGAGACAAAGCGCCGGAAGCUGUUAAGAUGAGGGACAAGUUUAGGAGAUCAUUCAGGAAGAAAGGGGCAGAGUAUAACAGCAUGAGAAGCACGAAGACCACUGUUGCUGUAAAAUGCCUUAAGGAAGGAGCAAGCGAAAGUGACUACAAAGACCUGGCCUCAGAGCUCAAGAUCCUUAUCCAUGUGGGCGAACACAAGAACAUCGUGAAUGUGCUCGGCGCAUGCACGCGAGGCAGAAGACUCAUGGUCAUCAUAGAGUUUGCACCCUACGGCAACUUGCUAAGUUUUCUUCGAGCAAGACGCGAGGUCUUUGAGCCGACUUGGACCAAAACUAACCCCGAUCCAGAAGCUGAGUAUACGCUUGUGGACACAUCGAUGGCCUCCUAUCAGAUCUCCAAGGGAAUGGAGUUUUUAGCCAGGAAAAAGUGCGUACACCGUGACUUGGCGGCCCGUAAUGUGCUAGUAGGACCGGACUAUGUCAUGAAAGUGUCCGACUUUGGUUUGGCGCGUGACAUCUACCAGGAUGACCUGUAUGUUAAAACGACAAGCGGUCUGCUGCCCGUCAAGUGGAUGGCACCAGAAUCUCUCUUUGAUCGCGUCUACACGGAGAAGACUGAUGUCUGGUCAUUCGGCAUUCUGCUUUGGGAGAUCAUGACACUUGGCGGCACGCCGUACCCAGGCCUCCCGACCGAGCAGCUCCUGGACUACCUUAGUGAGGGUCAGCGGAUGGCGCAGCCGCAGAACUGCCCUCUAGAAAUCUACACGAUCAUGCGCGACUGCUGGAUGCAGCUGCCAGAUCAGAGGCCUCACUUUGGCACGCUUGUUGAGAGACUUGGUAACGUCUUGGAGAGGAACGUUGCUAAGGACAAUCCUUACCUCCAGCUUCUAGCAGAUGACAAAACUGGAGCAACAGACUACUACUUGACUCCAUGCGAUGAGAGACUGCAGAGAAAGAGGACAGAAGGGGUGGACGGAUACGAGGAGCCCAACACCUCCCCCCUGGGGGAGCCCUCCUCUAGGUACAAUUCUCCGUUGCCGUCAUUGCCGCCCGACGUCCACGAGGCGUCCGACGACGAGAUCGCAAAUUCACCCCUGCCUAGCGUCCCUCCCUCGUAUGACGAGGCUACAAAGCGAAAUAAUCACCAUGACAACCAUGGCAGCGCUGAGAGCGGCAUAGACGUGAACGACAAGCCUGUCGAGCGGGCAGAGGAGCAGCGUUUGUUAUUAGAACCACCGGACGACCACGAGUACGUCAACGCAAAUGCCGACAGAGGAAAGGGCAAAGGCAAGGGCAAAAGGCUAGAGUCACUCGUAUGAGGCUUAGAGAAACAAGGAGGAAAAUGGAAGUGUUGUUGAGCAGAAGCUAGUCUCUCGUAAGCGACUCGCCGCUUAUUGUUGGACGUCGCAUCCUUUCCGGCCAUUGUCACGUCCACGAGAAAAUGAGUGCGUUGUCCAUCCCCACGAUGGACAAAGGUUGAUAACGCACGUGACGGCCCGCUGAAAGCUCCCGAUCUUACAAGACCGGGCCCUAACAGGGGGGAAGGGGUCUGAAACCCCGAUUUGAGAUAUUGAUCGGCUCGAUGGAUAACAGAAGUGGAACUCGAAGAAAAAAAGAGUCAUAAUAGUCUUACUCACAUGCGAUGAAUAGUAAAAUACUCAAAGUAAAAAAAUAUUAUAUAGAAGAAUUUAUAGAUGUAUUAGGUAAGAGAAACAAACGUUCAUUCAAAUUUUCUUUGCUAGAAGUAAUUUCGGCGCGUCUGAACCCUCUUACUGUAAAAUUAGAGACGUCCCAAGAUUUUUAUAUGAAAAAAAAGCACACGAUGUCUGAUCAACUCCAGAGCUUUCUAACAUCAUUAGUUAGAUAAAAGCCCCGUUCAAACUAUGAUGAUGAGUAAAAACACAAUUUUCAAUUCAAAAGAUUUUCUCCUUUUUAACGAUUCGUUGCUGGAUGGAUUGUCAGAUUAUCUAGGGAUUCACAGUAUUAAAUUUGACAGUAAACCAAGCAUUUUUUCCAACCUAUCAAUAUUUGAACUAGGCGUAGAGUUAAUUGGUAUGUCUGUACACCGAUAGGAGAUAUUGUAGUGUAUAAUACUGAAAUAGGUCCACAGGUUAAAAACGAAUUGUGAUAUUUGAAGACUUCUAUCCUUCGAAGAGGUCUAUAAUUUAUUUAUUUAAUAUCUAGGUAAAAUGUUGAGCAAUGACAUGUUUCAAGAAGAAUUUAUCAAACAAGUUUUAUUGGAUUGUUUUAUUGAAACCAUUAUGGAAGAUUACUAAAUAUAGAUUGUUUGAUAAGCUUUUAAACUUUUUAGUAUAAUCGUUUUGCCAAGGUUGUUGUUACGUGGGCAUGGUUCUGAUCUAAUAUUGUUGUCUCAAGACAAUCAGCGGAUAUAUAUCAAAGACAGGCCUUCUCCUGGGUUACAACUUCUAUAUCCAUAUGAGUGCAAAUUUCUUUCCGUCGUCUUUUUUCUCCUUCAAACUAUUGUGCGAUUAUUAAAGUUUCGUUCUCAAUAGAUUCAGAAGAUGGCAUUUUUAUUUAUUGUAGUCUUGUGUGGCACAUUCUCGGAUAUGCGUCUCCGGUUAACUUGCCAGAUUAUGUGUGCCAGCUUGUAGAAUGUAUUCAGAAAUCUGUUCUACAUAUUAUCUGUCCCGAGCUCUCCUAUGAUGUCGCCCUUGAGGACUGUAGCUUACACGGGCUGGAUGAGCGCCGCGUUACUGCGUGCUGUAAUACCAUCCCAAGUAUCCCCAGUCGUCGGGUUUUUGUGCUCCUGUUGGCUUGACCAUCUCUCAGAUGCUACUAGGAGUGUCCUGUCCCUAGGACAGAACAACUUGGCAAUCUCGUAACGUAUAAAUAUGUAUAGCUUCCAAUAGCUAUCGACCACCCAUGUAAGUUAGUCCUGGAGACUACGAUCAAUGGUAAUAAACUGAUUAUUAUUAUUA